AUGCCCGCAAGAGCCCGUCCAAUAUCGGCCUUGCACGCGUACGGUCACUUUACCACGGCGACCGCCUGCCACACUUGCCAUUCCAUGGCCGGUUGUUUGUAUUGCAUUAUAAACAUCAACCCAGCUAUGAAGUUUCGACAUUCUCUUGUUUCUGGCCUGUUUCUUCUGCUCAAAGCGGCUCGAGUGUUGGCUAGUCCAGCACCGGUUGCACAUUCGGAGAUCAUGACGCGAAGCAUUUCCACUGUACUGUACGACGACCUGGUGCGGUACACCAAGUAUGCUUCCGCCGCCUACCAACUGGCCUGCCCAAGUCCUUUGGGAAACCACCUUGUACAAUCGUUCUCACAAGGCAGUACGCAAGGCUUCGUUGCAAGAGACGACAACCGCCGUGAAAUUGUCGUGUCAUUCCGCGGGACAUCGAGUCUGGCUGACGCAAUCACUGAUCUCAACCUUGUUUUGACGCCCUUGGCCACACCCGGGAUAAACAAACCUUUCUCCGUCCAUUCUGGCUUUCUCAAUGCAUACAACGAUGUCGCACGCAUAGUCAUCAACAGCGUCGGUACACAGGCAUCGCAAUUUAGCCAGGGUUACUCUUUGAUCGUCACCGGACACUCCUUAGGCGGGGCGCUUGCCGCUCUUGGCGCGGUCUCCCUGAAGACCGCCUUCCCGAAAGUACCGAUGAAGCUAUACACUUUCGGACAACCACGGACAGGCGACGCUCAAUGGGCGAAGUAUAUCGAAUCGCUCGUGGGCGUCGACAAUAUAUUUCGGGCUGUGCAUACCUUUGACGGAGUCCCUACGAUCGUUGCCCCGGGGUUUCAACACCACGCUACUCAAUAUUGGCAGUCACACGACCCCAUCCCACUCCUCGAAUCAGCGGAAUCGACCGUGACGCGCUGUAUCGGGGAAGAGGACCCGGCAUGCAGCAACAUCAUACCCUCGACAGGAAUCAAUCCCGCUCAUGUGUUUUAUUUCGGACAAGUCAUGGCCGUAAACCCGCUGCUUUGCGUCUAA
Molecule: messenger RNA, 1014 nt
Organism: Mycena indigotica
Lineage: Eukaryota; Fungi; Basidiomycota; Agaricomycetes; Agaricales; Mycenaceae
Product: Lipase-3 domain-containing protein
Exons: 12
Coding region: 1-1014 (337 amino acids)
Biological process (GO): lipid metabolic process
Source: RefSeq, a predicted model, not a curated record